AUGGCCGCGCCUGCACAGCGGAACAUGCUCGCAGCUCUACGCUCAUCCACCCGCACACCUUCGCCCCGCCUCGCGCGCCCCUUCUCGUCCUCUCUCGCCGCGUCCUCGCACGUCGGGUCCAACCCCAUCCCUCUCCCGCCCGCCGUCUCGUUCGAGGCGCCGCCCCAGCUCGCAGACCUCUCCGCGCACUCCACUUCGAGCCCGCCCUCUGCACGCGUCCGCGGACCCAAGGGCGAGCUCCUCGUGCCCAUACACCCUUUCGUCCGCCUCUCGUCGACCGCGGCACCCUCUUCGUCCGGCUCUGCAGCACCACCCGCCGGCACGCUCACCGUCAGCGUCGACGACGCCAAGGUCAAGCACCAGCGGGCGAUUUGGGGACUCACGCGCGCCCUUCUCGCCAACGCGGUCAAGGGGGUUUCCGAGGGGUACACUCUGCCGUUGCGGCUCGUCGGCGUUGGGUACCGCGCAACCGUCGAAGACGUGCCGAAUCCGCUUCCUGGGCGAUCUCGGCAACGCCUGAACCUCAAGCUCGGCUACUCGCAUCCCGUCCUCAUCGACCUCCCGCUCGACAUCUCGGCCGCGACUCCUGCCCCUACCUCCAUCCUCCUUACUGGCAUCGACAAGCAGCGUGUCGGGCAGCUCGCCGCCAAGAUCCGCAAGUGGAGGGUUCCCGAGCCGUACAAUGGCAAGGGCAUCUUUGUCGGCGACGAACAGGUUCGUAGGAAGGAGGUGAAGAAGAAGUAG
Molecule: messenger RNA, 744 nt
Organism: Rhodotorula toruloides NP11
Lineage: Eukaryota; Fungi; Basidiomycota; Microbotryomycetes; Sporidiobolales; Sporidiobolaceae
Product: 60S ribosomal protein
Exons: 2
Coding region: 1-744 (247 amino acids)
Biological process (GO): translation
Cellular component (GO): ribosome; mitochondrial large ribosomal subunit
Molecular function (GO): structural constituent of ribosome; rRNA binding
Source: RefSeq, a predicted model, not a curated record